Molecule: messenger RNA, 579 nt
Organism: Morchella sextelata
Lineage: Eukaryota; Fungi; Ascomycota; Pezizomycetes; Pezizales; Morchellaceae
Exons: 1
Coding region: 1-579 (192 amino acids)
Source: RefSeq, a predicted model, not a curated record
AUGUCAAGGGGUCAUCGACAACAACAGGAGGAAGAUUACAACAUGGAGAGCUCGAUCACUGUGAGAGAUCGAGGUAUAGUCGAGACCCAGGCGAGACAGCGCCACAGGAGGGAUCUGGACAUGCCGAUCAGCGACCUCUUCAGAUCGACUCAGCCGGCCGUAUCCUAUGGCCAACCCCGCUCCCGCAGGCAAGGGGACUAUCGAGAUUAUUCCCCGUACAAAACGCCAAUCAGUGAGAGAUCUUCUAUUCCGAGGCCCUCGGUCCCCAGGGUAACGGACGAAGACGAGGAUACGGAUAUGGACGUAGAGGAAUGCCGUAUCGAGCACCCCUUUGGAGAAAUCAUCGGGCAGGAAAUCGAACGGCGAGGAGCCCCAGUGGUUCAGCAGCUGAGUCGCGGACUUGGAGACCUCGCUGUGAGCGUCCAAGACCUGCCCGCAAUCAGGGAAAUUACUCGGCAGCACGCGGCGCAGCUUACCCAGCAGCACGAAGAGCAGAACAAACUCAUCCGCGAAUUGCAGAUGAAGUUCAACCAGGACCAAGAAGAACGGGAGCGCCGAGAUGGGUACAUCCUCGCCUAA